Molecule: messenger RNA, 472 nt
Organism: Racocetra persica
Lineage: Eukaryota; Fungi; Glomeromycota; Glomeromycetes; Diversisporales; Gigasporaceae
Source: the annotation of a GenBank genome assembly
AAAAUAUCGAGUCCAACAAAUAUAUGCAGAAAAUGAAAGUGAUAUUAAUGUUUGGCGAUGGACCUGGUUUUGUUCUGGUGAAGGCUGCUGCCAAAGAUUGUGUAGUGGGAUCGGCAAAUGCAUAGAAACAUGUAAUUACUAUUCAGAUCAACAUAACCUCAAGAAUCCUUUUGAUAUGCACAAAUAUAGUGUACGAAUUCUUACAGAGGUUAUGCUUUCUGAGGUUGAAAUGGAAUUUUCUAUAUGCAUGUCUAUUAAAGGUAAUCAUAUUCCACCAAAUAUUAUUCGAAAAACAACUGCAUUAUCUCAAAUUAAUUUAAGUAGAGAAGCACGUGAUCUUGCAAUUACAAACCAUCGAGCAGAUAAGCAAACAACAAAAGAAAUAAAAAUAAAACUCCUCACACCAUAUAAUGGUAAUUCACAAAAUGAACUUGAACGUUUGUAUAGUGGUCAAAAUUCGAUAUGUGAUGAC